Molecule: messenger RNA, 1551 nt
Organism: Setaria italica (foxtail millet)
Lineage: Eukaryota; Viridiplantae; Streptophyta; Magnoliopsida; Poales; Poaceae
Product: multiple organellar RNA editing factor 1, mitochondrial
Exons: 5
Coding region: 49-1260 (403 amino acids)
Biological process (GO): mitochondrial mRNA modification; cytidine to uridine editing
Cellular component (GO): mitochondrion
Source: RefSeq, a predicted model, not a curated record
CCCCAGAACCUUCUCCUGCCCCCGCCGCCGCAACCCUAGCCCCCCGCCAUGGCCCUCGCGCUGCGCCUCCGGCGGGCCCUCGCUGCCGCCUCCACCGCGGCGCCCCUCCUCCGCCCGUCCGCCUCCGUCUCCAGGUCCCUCCCGCUCGCGCCUCCCUCCGCCUCCCCGGCGGCGCCGCUCCUCCCCGGCGGCGCCGCCGGGUUUCGGUCGACGGCCGCGGCGGCGGCGCGGGGUGGGGCGGACUACGGGGCGGACGACAGCAAGAUCUCCCCCGACGAGAUCCUCUUCGAGGGCUGCGACUACAACCACUGGCUCAUCACCAUGGAGUUCCCGGACCCCAAGCCAUCCCGCGAGGAGAUGAUCGAGACCUACCUUCAGACCCUCGCCAAGGUCGUCGGGAGUUAUGAGGAGGCUAAGAAGAGGAUGUAUGCUUUUAGUACAACAACCUAUAAUGGUUUUCAGGCUGUAAUGACUGAGGAAAUGUCAGAAAAAUUCCGCGGUUUGCCUGGAGUAGUUUUCAUUUUACCUGAUUCAUACCUGUAUCCAGAGACAAAAGAGUACGGAGGAGACAAAUAUGAAGAUGGUGUCAUCACUCCAAGACAACCGCCUGUUCAUUAUAGCAAACCAUCAAGGACUGACAGGAAUCGUAACUACCGGGAUGGCCCUCCCCAGCAAGGAAAUUACCCGAACCGCCCUCCUCCGCAAGGAGGUUAUCAUAAUAGUCCACCACAGCAAGGAAACUUCCAGACGUACCGCUCGCAGCAAGAUGGAAGAGGCUAUGCCCCACAGCAGAAUUAUGCACAAAGUGGACAAGAUGCUAGAGGUUUUGGGAGGAAUGAUUAUGCAGACCGUUCAGGGUACAAUGGACCACCUGGUGGCUUCCAAGGUCAAGCACCUCAGUACCAAGGGCAUGUAAAUCCAGCUGGUCAAGGUCAAGGUUACAACAACCCCCAAGAGCACAGGAACUUCUCGCAAGGGCAGGGAGGAGGUUUUAGGACUGGUGGCCCUUCAGCACCUGGAUCUUAUGGCCAACCAUCAACACCUGGAUCUUAUGGCCAACCAUCGGUGCCUGGAAACUAUGGUCAGGCACCUCCAUCAGCGUAUCCUGGCGGUAACAGAGUUCCUGGUGUGAACCCUAGUUAUGAUGGGGACAGCAGAGAGGGGGCAGGACCGGCAUAUGGUGGAGAUAACUGGCAAAGAGGUUCUGGUCAGUAUCCUAGCCCUGGUGAAGGACAAGGAAACUGGCAGGGUAGGCAGUAAGAGCUUCAAGCGUUCCACUGAAGACAAGCGCUAGACCUGAGAUGUAGAAAUCCCCACCUGUAAAAUAAAUGACUGUGGUGCAUUACUUUCUCUUUUCGUUUGCAUUCAAGCACUGAACUUAUGGGCAUGUGUCAUUACCAAAGUUAUGGAUGCAAACUUAUUUUUUGUUUGUUGGCCUAGAUAUUUGACAUUUUUAAACAAAAAAGAAUAUGUGGAACGUUCUUUUGUCUCUUUAUCUUUCCAGUUAUAUGCAUGUAAUCAAUGUUUUCCCCGAGAAUGUCUUCCGGUGAA